Cicer arietinum (chickpea) is the source of this 1597-nucleotide messenger RNA. Lineage: Eukaryota; Viridiplantae; Streptophyta; Magnoliopsida; Fabales; Fabaceae. The record is from RefSeq and is a predicted model, not a curated record.
ACUGAUGCUUUAUGCCCGAGUAUUUGCAGGAAAUCUCGUGCAGUUUAAAACAUACCAACCAAAAGGAUCUGGCACAGCUUAUUCCAUCUCUAAAGAAUGUUGGCAAACAAGUUAUCGCGCUGGCGCCGAAAAUGCGUCAGCAUCCUGCUAAUGAAGCGAAGAUGAAUACACAAGCUACUGUAGAUUCAAAAGUAGAAACUGGAGGCUGGAUGCCAGUAAAAAGAGAGAGAGUCACUUUUUCAGAUAGAAUAUCUGAGAAGGUGCGAAAGCAAAAACAACCACACGUGGAGAAGGUUAUUAGGGGAGGAAGAGACUACGCAAUCGUCAUUGAAUCUGAUGAGGAGACUGAUGGAAGUUUUUCCUGCUUGGGCGAAGUAAAUGCAGACUUGUUCGGAAAUUUGACAAAGGAAGAAGAGGAAGAAACAGAGCGAAUUUUGAGGAAUGCAAGGAGGCGCAAGAGGAAGCAUCGUAAUUCUAUGAUAACCAUCUUUGAAGGGGCAAUUUGAUACUUUUGGAUGCAGGAAAAUGUUUUUCGUUCUCUCUUUUGGGAUUAUAUUGUCUUAAGUUUCUUUAUUGGAUUUGCUUACCUAUAUCAAUUUUGUAUAGUGUAUUUCCCUUUGAAAGAAAGUUGUGAAGUCUUCCUAUUUUGAUUGAAAGACAUUCUAAUUUAACGAAUGCUUUUCUAGGUUUAUAAUAUUUUAUUUUGUUGUUCCUUGUAGUUUUAUUAUGUUGUUUUGAGCAAGCCAAAUAAAUUAUGGUAAUAAUUAUGAGAAAAAAAAUGAAGACACUGUCAAAAUUCUUUGAUAACCAUAGGGGUCUAACAUAUCAGCAUAGAUGAGAGUUGUGUUAUGGUGGGAGCAGAUAUAGUGAUCGCAGGUCGAAGCUUUGUGGUUGUCUGGUGGCUUAUGCUUAGAGUGAGAUGAGAGCUGUGUAGUGAGUGGUUGGGUGGAGCUAUGUCGCGAAUGAGAAAUGAGAUUCAUAAGAGAGAUGAGCGAGAAUGUGUAACUGUGGACAAUGGAUGCAAAAUUGUAAACUCAAAUGUGCCAAACAAUUUUUUUUACAUAAAUGUAGUCGGACUUUCUUGCCCAUAGCUUAUGAAACUAAACUUAUUAGAAGAUAAGGGUGAGUUAGUUCCAUCAUCCUCGCAUGAGCCUGCACUGGUACAACUAUCCAGCCAUAGGCCAGUGCCAGGUCGGCCAGCCAGUCAUGAGCUUGCAUAUGCCAGCCAGCUUCCUAUCAGUGAAUCUAGGAUACAAGCCUCCAUCAGCCUACAAACAGUGGUCCUAUAUAUGAGUUUGCUAAUCCCCAGCUUGUCAGCCAACACCCUCUUUGCCAGCCUCGUAUCAGUCAGUCAGCGCCAACCUCGAGCCAGUCAGCCAGUCAUCUACCACCAGACCAUGCCAGCCAAUCAUCUGCCACCAGACCAUGCCAGCCAGUCACCUGCCACCAGACCCUCAUCCUACCUAGUCACUCAACCUCCCAAUGCAAUUAGUCUAAGGCAGUUAACUUGUCGCAGUUAGUUAUCUACUAGUUAUUGGUUGUAAUUGUUUUAUUUCUCAGUUAAUAACCAAUUCUAUCUUAUCACUAUAUAAGCUUG